This is a messenger RNA of Candidozyma duobushaemuli, 2433 nucleotides long. It is a transcript of the gene PXA1, whose product is annotated as ATP-binding cassette long-chain fatty acid transporter. The record is from RefSeq and is a predicted model, not a curated record. Gene Ontology annotation, cellular component: peroxisomal membrane. The transcript has a single exon. The coding region runs from base 1 to 2433 and encodes 810 amino acids. Gene Ontology annotation, biological process: very long-chain fatty acid catabolic process; long-chain fatty acid import into peroxisome; fatty acid beta-oxidation. Lineage: Eukaryota; Fungi; Ascomycota; Pichiomycetes; Serinales; Metschnikowiaceae. Gene Ontology annotation, molecular function: ABC-type transporter activity; long-chain fatty acid transmembrane transporter activity; ATP binding.
AUGGUUCACAUAUCUCGUCUUUCUAGUUACAACCGGGAGGACGUGCGCAAGUUCCUCCUUAUACUAAAGGAGUUUGUGCUAGUCUAUAAGGACAAUAAGGUCACCAUCAACUACCAGAGCAGACCUGUUGUUCUUUUCUUUGGCACGCUCAUUGCUACGUUUGGCGUGGGGGCUUUCUUUACCAUCAAGUCGUUGAUCUUGAGGUAUAAUGAGUACGCUUACAAGAGAUCUCAGAAUAGACCCCGCUUGAUCCGCCAGCUGUCCACGAUUUUGAAGAAUGGCGCCAGAGAGAUCUUUGUACCCAAGGGUAAGAACUCCUCCACCAGAAUCAUCAUUCCCAAGCCCAGUUUGGACAGAUACGCCGCUGACAAGUAUCUUUACAAGAAUUUCUACAUUGAUCAGCGUUUGAAACAGCAGAAUAACAUCUUCAACCUGAAAUUCUUGAACCAGAUCAUCAUCAUCUGGCGUAUCCUCAUCCCACGGUUCUACUCAAAGAACACUUAUUUAUUGCUCUCUCAGUGCUUCUUCUUGGUCUUGCGUACGUGGUUGUCCUUGAUCAUUGCCAAGUUGGACGGUCAGAUCGUCAAGAACUUGAUUUCCGCCAACGGCAAGAAGUUUGUGCGUGACUUGAUCUACUGGAUCUUGAUCGCCUUCCCAGCGUCCUACACAAAUGCCGCCAUCAAAUACUUGACCAACCGCUUGUCGUUGAGUUUCAGAACAAACUUGAUCAGAUACAUCCACGACAUGUACUUGGACAAGGUCAUGACCUACUACAAGAUCUCGCUUAGUCAAAGCGAUCUCGAAAACAUCGACCAGUACAUCACGAACGAUAUCUCCAAGUUCUGUGACUCCAUCUGUGGCUUGUUUUCCAGCAUGGGUAAGCCCCUCAUUGACUUGUUUUUCUUCUCGGUCUACUUGAGAGACAACUUGGGAACCGGUGCUAUUGUUGGUAUCUUCGCCAACUACUUUGCCACGGCAUUCCUCUUGAAACAGUAUACCCCAUCGUUCGGUAAGUUAUCUGCCCAGAGAACCCAUUUGGAGGGUCGUUACUACAACGAGCACUUGAACCUUAUCACCAACUCGGAAGAGAUUGGUUUCUACAAGGGUUCUAUCAUCGAGAAGGCCAAGUUGAAGGAAACCUUCGAAGGUUUGAUGGGCCAUGUCUCCAAGGAAAUCAACAUCUCCUUCUGGUAUUCCAUCCUUGAAGACUAUGUCUUGAAGUACACUUGGUCUGCUUGGGGUUACGUCUUUGCAGGUUUGCCAGUCUUUUUGGAGGACUUGUGGCCAAAGGCACAGCAGCAUGUUGAUGAGGGCGAAUCCGCUCCCGCUCCAGCAAGCAAGAGCAAGGUUGAUGACAAGGGUAACAUGAGACAGUUCAUCAUCAACAAGAGAUUGAUGUUGUCGUUGGCUGAUGCCGGCUCGAGAUUGAUGUACUCUCUUAAGGAUAUUUCUGAGCUCACAGGUUACACCGACAGAGUUUUCAAGUUGCUUACCGAGUUGCACAAGGCUCACUCCCCUAAGUUCGACUUUGGCUCCAGAUAUGGCAUUGCUGACAUCCACGGUACUAUUCAACACAACUACAGCGGUGGUGUUCGUUUUGAGCACUUCCCUGUUAUCAUUCCUGGAAGUAACGGUAGCGAGGGUACCAAGCUUAUUGACAACCUUAACGUUCACAUCCUGGCGCACAAGAACCUUUUGGUUUUGGGCUCUAACGGUUGCGGUAAGACCUCUAUCGCCCGUAUUAUGGCUGGCUUGUGGCCAUUGUACUACGGUUUGAUGUCUAAACCUAGCGACGAUGAGAUUUUCUACUUGCCUCAAAAGUCUUACUUCACCAACGGCAAUUUGAGAGACCAAAUUAUAUACCCAUCUUCUUAUGACGAUAUGCUCGAAAUGGGCUACAAUGAUGACCAUUUGUACCACAUUUUGCGUGAAGUUAAGUUGGACUACUUGUUGACAAGAGAGGGCAACUUCAACGUGAAGAAGGACUGGAAGGAUGUCUUCAGUGGUGGCGAGAAGCAGAGAAUGAGCAUUGCUCGUGUGUUGUUCAAGAACCCCAAGUUCGUGGUUUUGGAUGAGUCCACCAAUGCUGUUUCGACUGAUGUUGAGGACUACUUGUUUGAAUUGUUGCAGAGAAAGAAGAUAACGUUCAUUACCCUCUCCCACAGACCGCUCUUAAUGAAGUACCAUGAUUUCAUCUUGGAAAUCAAGAACGAGAAGGGUGAGCCAGACAAGUGGAUCUUCCACGACUUGACCUCUGAGGAGAACUUGAAGACUAUCGAUAAUGAGAUCAAAGAUAUCGAAUCUAAAUUGGACCAGGUCGAGGAGUGGGAAAAGAGAAAGGCCGAUAUCGAGAAGUACUUGGACGGUAAGUACGACGAUAUCGAGGAGGAAGCUAGCACAGCAAUGACGGCAUCUGCGUCAUUUGAGAUUUAG